This is a messenger RNA of Anneissia japonica, 2717 nucleotides long. Its product is annotated as NKAP-like protein. Gene Ontology annotation, biological process: regulation of gene expression. Gene Ontology annotation, molecular function: chromatin binding. The transcript is spliced from 9 exons. Lineage: Eukaryota; Metazoa; Echinodermata; Crinoidea; Comatulida; Comatulidae. The record is from RefSeq and is a predicted model, not a curated record. The coding region runs from base 141 to 1514 and encodes 457 amino acids. Gene Ontology annotation, cellular component: nucleus.
CUGGAAGCGUUUUAUUUUCUACGGACGUUCGUCCGUCGUUUCGUCAGGGGUAUAGCGAGUGUACUUGAUUCGUUUUGUGCGGAAGACCGAAAUAGAAGUUAAACAGAAACGGACAAGAACAAAAGCAAAACACAAAAAGUAUGGGUAGUAGGAAAGAAUCCUCAGACUCCAGGAGUAGUAGAAGUAGCUCAAGACAGAGGUCACGGAAGAAAAGGUCCAAAAGCAGCUCAUAUACAUCUUCUAGCAGAAGUAGCAGCAGCAGUUCAAGAUCUUCUAGCAGCAACAGAUCCUCUGCGAGUUACAGCAAAAGAAGACACAGAAGUUCUUCAAGCUCGAGUAGUGAGAAACAAAGGCGCAGUUGGUCGCCAGUAGAAAGAGAAACAAAGCAUAAAAAUUACUCUGAAAGAGAUGAUCAUAAAGAUACAAGGAGGCGGAAAAGUAGGUCACGAUCACGUGAAAGAAGGACCCAUAGAUACAAUGAUUCCAGAAAUGAAGAUAGUUUUGAUCGGCGGGAUCACAAAAGAGACCGAAAUUGGGCGGAUGUUGAGGAUGGAUACAAGAGAAAUGAUAGACGUAAGGAUAACCAUUACAGGGAUGACGAACGAAGUGGCCAACGUGAUAGAGAGGUUAGUCACCGUGAUAGCAGGCGCGAUGAGAGGAAAUAUGAUGAAAGGCAGGAAAGACGAUUUGAUGGACAUGAUCAUAGACAUCAGGAUGGAAGACAUAAUGGAAACCAUGGUCAAAGGCACUAUAACAGGUCUGGAGACUCCAAUAAAGAACAACAGGAAUUGUUUUUUGAAAAGCGUAGACAAGAGCGUGAGAACAUCUGUGAAAAUGGAGUACCAGAGGUGUGGAUGAAUUCACCAGAAAGACCAGAACCAGAUUCAGAUGAAUUUAGUAAUAAAGAGUCAGUAGAAAGUGUAAGCGACAGCACUGAUAGUAGUGAAGAGGAAAAGAAAAAGAAAAAGAAGGCUAAAAAAAGAAAAAACAAAUUAAAAAAGAGCAAAAAGUCAAAGAAAAAACGCAAGCGGAAGAAAAGGACGAAGGACUCAAGUUCAGACGAAGACUCAAGCGAUUCAGAAGAAGAAGAGGAAGAUGAAGAACAAGAAUGGGUUGAGGCACAAAGGACUAACAGUCAGGCAGUUAUUGGCCCUUUGCCAAUAUCCUCAGAGAACGGACCAGCUGGACCUCUUGAUUACGGUAAAGCCUUGUUGCCUGGUGAGGGCGCUGCAAUGGCUGCUUAUGUGGAGGCUGGCAAACGUAUUCCUCGUCGUGGUGAAAUUGGCUUAACUAGUGGAGAGAUUGAAGUUUUUGAAAAUGUAGGCUUUGUCAUGAGUGGUAGCAGACAUCGACGAAUGGAGGCUGUACGUAUAAGAAAAGAGAAUCAAAUUUACAGUGCGGAUGAGAAACGUGCACUUGCCUCAUUCAGCAAAGAAGAACGAACAAAGCGUGAGGGCAAGAUUCUGAGGGACUUCCGGGAGAUGGUUCACAGAAAAACCAAAGACAAGAAAUAAAAUUAUGUACCUAAAGAAUAUAUUUUUAGCAAAAAUUCUCAAGAAUUAGUGAAGAGAAUUAUUAUUCGACUGAUCCAUGUCCAGGAACUGUUGUAGGCUUUCAAAAAGUACUGGUAUUCUUCUUUUCGGUGAUAGCACCAGAGAGCACAGCGAAAUAUCAGCAACGAGAAUAAGACUCGUAGAUGGAGCUGUAACAAAGUAAAGAAAAAGUUAAUGAUGUAGAAAAGUUAUGGAAAAGAAAUCAAGACUGUUUUUCUACAGCAUGUUUUACACGGGGGUCCGAAGUCUCCCAUAAAUCGCGGGAGUUUCCCGGAAAUCGGGAUGGUGUCCUGCACUCCCGCACGCAAGCAAGAACCUCCCGGAAAAUUACCCAUCUUCUGCAAAUUCAUAAUAUUUCCAUGUUUUUAUUACUUUAUUAUCAAUUUUCUCACAGAAGUCAUUGCCGAUUGGUAUCACCAUGCGCAGUAAAAUAUAGUUACUGUAAAUAUGGUAAGAAAGAUUAAGCAAAAUUACACCUAUACAUGUUUCUCCUGACGCAAAUCCAGUUAUUGUCUAUUAUUCCAUCACGACAAUAACAAUUACUAUCAUUAUUAUUAUUAUUAUAAUGCAGCAGUAGCAGUAGCAAUAGUAGUAGUAGUAGUAGUAAUUUCUGAAAUUCACUCAUGAGAAAUCAACAUUAUUCCACACAAUUGUGCGUAGGUCUCUGUCUCCUUUGCUGAACGUUAUUAAUAAGAAAACUAAACUGUUUCCAAGAAAUAAAUACCACUAUUCUGAACUUAUUCUUUAUAAUUAAAGUGUAAAUGUAGGCCUGCUUGCAGAAUCAUAUGAUAUUUUUACAUUUUUUUUUCUAAAAUUAUACUACAGAAACAUGGAUCUACUUAACUCUAUAAAUAUAGGCUUAUAUGAAUAUUAAAAAAACUUUUUUUAUAAUAUUUCAUAGGCCUAUCAUUUAAUUAAUACCCUGUCGCCGAAGUACCUGCGUGUGCAUGGUUGUGUUGGCAACGCGUGCGCCGUCUCAACAUCGGGAGUGCGCAAUUUCCUUUUCUUCCCAUUCGUGUUUGCGGUUUGUGUACUCAUAAAAAGUAAACAACCCUCCAGUAUAAUACGACAGGCCACGUCACCCAACUUCUGCGAUUUCUAUCCACAGAUUAACACACUAGACUUCACACUGAUUCGAUUAUAAUAAAAUUUACACCAACAGGA